Molecule: messenger RNA, 5613 nt
Organism: Sitodiplosis mosellana (orange wheat blossom midge)
Lineage: Eukaryota; Metazoa; Arthropoda; Insecta; Diptera; Cecidomyiidae
Gene: Cph
Product: B-cell lymphoma/leukemia 11B
Exons: 5
Coding region: 1179-4058 (959 amino acids)
Biological process (GO): regulation of transcription by RNA polymerase II
Cellular component (GO): nucleus
Molecular function (GO): DNA-binding transcription factor activity; RNA polymerase II cis-regulatory region sequence-specific DNA binding
Source: RefSeq, a predicted model, not a curated record
GUAGUAUAUUUACAAUUUUGAUGGUGGGACCGGUGACCAGCGACUCGAAGCUCGUGAAUGUGAUAUAACGUAUUUUGUUUGGCCCAUCAUAUUAGAUGUAAACGGACUGUCGCGUAGUAAGGACGUUGCGACGUGUUGUCGGCUAUUCAAUUUUUUAUUAUUAUCUCUUGUGUAUCUCAGUGUGUUUCUCUCGCUGUGUGUGAAGUGUGUAACGUGCAUCGAAGUAGUUGUCAAUGCAAACUGGAUCGUUGGUGUUUUUUUCGUUCAACAAAUUCAAAAACUUCUGUUGUGCGCUCAUCAAUUUAUUCGAUCCUUUCGGGAAAAAUAAUUGAACCGACCGCUAAUCACCAGUCGAGGUGACAGUGCCCAAAAAACCAAGUGCUUGCAAAAAGUGGAUCAUCAUCAAAAAUCAACUAUUUUCUGCAUCAAAUUUCGCAUAAACAUUUGAACUUCUGCAAAUUUAGCGAAAUAAAAAAUUACCGCCGUCAAAAAAAAACAAGUGAUACACAACUUGAGAAGAGCUGAACAAUUGUUUUGUUUUUAUUUUGAAAUUUGAAGGCGUUGAAUUUAUUUGAAAAAAAAAUCUUUGUGCAAUUAUUUUUAAAUUUGGAUUAUUAAAUUAUUUUUUUUAUCGACUUUCGGAUUAUGAUAACAAAAAAAAUGGUGAAAAUAAAUGAUUUGAACUGAUUCAAAAAGAAGAAAAACCAAAUACAAACAAUAUUUCAAAGAGGAAAAAUAUAAUUGAAGGACUGGAAUUAAUUUUUAGCGAUUGUUUGAAUUCAACACUUUCAAUUUAUCUGAGAACUGUUUGUAUGGUUCGGAAAACAUACACGCAAAAUUGGUGAAGGAAAAUGAUUUAGUGCAGUGAACAUACAACAAUUUGAGGACAUUGGCCAGUAUUCUAGGAUUAAUUUCUGCUUUAGAAACAAUCUAAUAAGAAUCUAUUUUAUAAAACCGACACGAAUUAACCAAAUAUGAAUCAUUUCGAGAAGUGAAUAAAGAUACAAACAUUGAGCCACCGACACAUAAUUAACUGAAAUGUAUGCAGUGCAGAUAAAAGACAAUACGACCGAAUGCUAGAUUCCAUGAAGUAGUGAAUCAUCAGAGUUUUUAUCUUAAACAAAAUAAAUUGACAUUUUUUUUCGUGGCUGUGAAGUGUCUGAUUAAAAAUUUCCAAAAUGAGAAUCAAAAUGCCAGCCGUUCGAAUUGCUCAAGCAGAAUCUGAAUCAACAGCAGAACCUGGAGCUAUACAGGAUAUACUAACAUGUGGCUCGUGUCAAAAAACAUUUGCACUCGGCGACAUCGUUAAAUUCAUUCAGCACAAAGUUUUGCAGUGCAACAAAGAAAAUUAUGGCCAGUGCUUCCCACAAGGUGGUACAACCGGUGACAGAGACUCAGAAGAUGGUAGACCGUUGAGUCUUGUAAAUCGACGGCCGUCGAUUUCAGCGCCAAUUUCCACACGAAAACCAUCCAGUUCAUCGUCACGCGUUCACACACCACCUCUAGCUAGUCCUGGUUUCUUGAGUGGUGACGGUGCAUCGAGCACACCAAAAAGACUAACACCUGAUGAUGAAAACGAAAACGAAAAUGAAAAUUCCGAAUCAAAACAAUCGGAACUCAAUUCGUUAGAAAACAACAGCAACUCAGAUGAUGAACAAAAGCGUGGAAAUAGCGCAGACAGCAGUAACAGUUUAGAAAUCAAACGCGAACGAAACGAAAACAGCAGCACAAAAAUCGAUGGAAACGACGGUGAAACCAACACAGUAAACAAUGAACCCAUCAACUACGUCUGUUCGACAUGCAAAACAAAAUUGAGUUCAGCAUGGCGUCUCGUGCAACAUGUUCAACAUGCGCACGGCGUUAAAAUCUACGUAGAAUCAUCGAAUAAGCAUUUGAUUGAAGCCCAAUUGCAACAACAACAACAACAACAACAACAACAACAACAACAACAGCAACAGCAGCAACUACAAGACAAAGAAAAAGACAAAUGUUCAAAGAAUUCCAGCUCAUCGUCCGAUUUGAGCAAUGCAAGCAAUCAAUCGAAUUCGAUAUCGAAUCAGAAACCAAACGACCAACAAAAUGCAGCGCUUUUAAGACACCACCCGUUGUUGCCGCCACCAGACAUGCACGGCAAUCCAUUCGGUUUGCUGCGCAUGCCAUUGCCGCCACCGCCAGUUGGUCCAUUCUUGUCACGAUCACAUCAUGAUUUCCGCAUGGAACAACUCGUCAGCGAACAAUUCCGUCAUCAUGGUCUCAAUUUGGCAGCAGCCGCAGUUGCUGCAGCCAAUUCCCUUGCUCCACACAAUGCGGGGUUUCAAUCGCCUGGAAGUGAGCGACCAGCAUCGACUGGCGGCCGAGUCUCUGCAUCAGCUUCAAAUCCGAAUCUCUCAAUUGAACCACAAAUCGAUUUUUAUUCACAACGAUUGCGCCAAUUGGCCGGCACAACGAGUCCAGGAAACAAUUUAGCAAACGCAAGCUCACCAAGCCCACAAAAACAGCAAUCACCAACGUUUGCUAGCCCAUCACCAUCGCAAUUGCCACCGACUCCGUUGACAAAUAACUCACGGCCGCAGAGUUUGACGCCACCCGAAAAACACACAACUGAUGUAAACAACGAUGAAGCUCGUACUAUCAUCACAACACCACGUUCGGCAUCCACACCACCAAAGGAAUCGCAAUCGAACGAUGGUGUGCACGCUUGCGAAUUUUGCGGAAAGAAAUUCCGAUUCCAAGCCAACUUAUUGAUACAUCGACGCUCUCACAGCGACGACAAAUCGUACAAAUGCAACAGCUGUGAUUUUACCUGUUUCCAAGCAUCGAAAUUAAAGCAACACUUGAAAGUGCACGCAACACCAGAGGAUCGUACCAGCAACGCUGGUUCAGUUGAGACAUUUGACGGAGACGAAUCGAAUCCCGAAGAUGAAGAAGAUGUCGAAGAGAUCGACGACGAAGAAGAUGAAAAUGAAGAAAUGGAAUAUGAGGCUGAGGACUUGAGCGUUGGCAGCAAGAGCGAGAAGCAAUUCGAUAUGAAACGUGAUUUGCUCAUGGGACAUCCACCAUCAUCGUUGGUUGGUGAGCUCAUGGAUAAGUUCGGUUUGUCGAACAUUCCACAGUAUUCGGAAGCAUUGAAACAGGCAUGGCAAGAAUCCAACAAAGCACUUCAAAUGCAAUUAUCAAUUAAAGAUCGUGACAAUAACAAUAGCAGUGCAAUGGCUCCACUUUCCGACAAACUUAACGGUUUGCCGGCCGCAUUGCGCUUACGCGAAGAAUUCGCAAAGAAUAUGCUACAAUCGCAACAAGCACAAACACCAAACCAAGUACCAAUGUACAAUCCGAAUCCAUUUGAAAGCCCGUUCGAUUCGGCCAAACGAAUGAAACUCGACAACAACGAAUGGUGGUCAUUGCCCGGAUUGCACCGCAACGAUCCGUUCUUCGAAAAUCUCAAGGCAAAAACGCACAACAUCAUCCCAACGUCGACGGCCAAUCUCAUGCACAAUCCGUUGAUGAAAAAAGAACACAAACGAAAUGAUACGUGCGAAUACUGUGGCAAAGUGUUCAAAAAUUGCUCAAACUUGACAGUACAUCGUCGUAGUCACACCGGCGAAAAGCCGUACAAAUGUGAAUUAUGCUCGUAUGCAUGUGCUCAGAGCAGCAAACUAACGCGUCACAUGAAGACACAUGGUCGUUCGGGUAAGGACGUUUAUCGCUGCCGAUUCUGUGAUAUGCCAUUCAGUGUUCCAUCAACGCUAGAGAAACAUAUGCGCAAAUGUGUUGUGAAUCAGAACAAGCAUUUGAAAAAUAUGUCAGCGGCCAGUGGAUUGAAUCCACACUUCCCAAUGCCUCCACUUCCAACGCUGGCCGCAAUGAAUGCCAGCCUAUGCAACAGCGUUCCAAGCAUCAACGAUGACGACGGUGUAACGAAUUUAUCGGCCCAUGCCUCAUCCAGUCUAUCGACGCCAGUAUCGCUGCCGACGUCAGCACUUUCAUCGCCGUCAUUGUCAUCACUAUUACCUCAGCACCAUCAACAGCAACCGAUGUCUAUCAAAGAGGAAGCUUGACUUUAUUCCAAUUGGGCAGCUGCUUAUCGUUUGCCUCCAAAUCGAAUGAUGUCAAGCAUCUUCUAACGAUCGAAAACUGAACAUAAACGUUAUUUAUUUUGAAAGGAAAAAAAAACACAAUCAAUCCCUUGCAAAUGCGGCAAUACACAUCGGUUAUUAGAUAUUUAUAAUUCGUGUGCACUUUGAGAAAAACAAAAUGAAUCAUUUUUAUCAUUAUAAUUAUUAUUAUCAUUAUUAUUUUCAGUAAUCAAGUAUUUUUUUAGUUGAAUUCGUUUUAAGAAAAAGCAAAAAUCACCAGCUGAAUUGAAGAGAAAAAAAGAAAUGAAAUACAGAGGCAUUAAUACCAAAGUCAAAGAAAUGAGGCACAUCUCCAUUUUAAUAAUUUAAUGAUGAUUACGACAGUAAAUCGAGAGGAAUCAUGCAAAAGAAACGUAAUUUUAAAAAGACAUAUUAAAUACAUAGUUAAUUGAAAUGAUAAAACAUUUAGCGGGCAGAAAUUAAGCAUCACUAGGUACGUACUGUAAAUAUUAAAUCCAAUAUAAUCUAGAUAAGGCAUUUGAUUAUAAUUCGAUACAUUGAUAUGAUUUCAAUGCAUUCUGCAUUUGCAGAUCAACACACACACACACACAAACAACAUUUUAAACAAAUGAAAGUUCAAGACAACUUUUUAAAUUAAUGAAUCCAAUUUAAUGAAAAAAAAAGAAGAAAAAAGAAAAUCAACAUUCUCAUGUCUGUAUAUGUAAAGAAAAACUUGAACGUAAGACGAAUUCAAUAUUAAACGUAGUGUCAAUUGUAUGAAAACCACACAUACACAUCCACUGGAGAAAACAAUUAGUUCAUUUUGCGAGAGAAAACGUUUCACUUUGCCCUUUUCACUCCUUUUCACCCUAUACAAAAAGAAAGCAGUUUCAAAACCACUUGUUCGUAUCUAUUCUACUAGCAAUUUUAAAUCUAAUUUAGAUCGUAUUCUUAAUCGUAGUGUAUUCUGUAUAAAAAAAAAGAUGGAUUUUUAAUAAAAAUCACACAUAAAGUAUUUGAAUCAUUGAAAAUCACCGUUUUCCCAUUCAAUUUAUUUGUUUGCUUUCGUUUCAUUUUUCUCCUCCUCCAUUCGGUUGGCUUAAUUUCUUUUUAUUUUUUUAUUUUUUGAUGAUAACGUUUUCGGAAUCCAAAUGCACGAGAUUUGCUUGGCAUAUUAAUAGACACACACGCAGAAAAAAAUGCGAUUCCAAGAAUGCACUUACUUACUAUGAAGUCCUUUCCUCGAUUUUCCCCAUCGAAUAUUGUUUUCACUUUGCCUUUGCGACACCUCAUAGUUUCUUUUUGAUUAGUUUUAAUGUUGCAAGUUUUAUUUAUUCGUGUUUUAGUUAAACCGUACACUUGAACGAAAGGUAAACGCAUACAGUUAAGUAAGAAAUAAGGAGCAAAUGAUGUUGUUUUUACGUUCACAACAAUUAAGCAACCUGGAAAAUUAAGAAUGCGAAUGUAUCGUUGUCUAUUUGAUAGAAAGAAAUGGUGAAAGGAAUACUUGGAUAGAAAAGUUAAAGGUAUUUAAAAA